Manis pentadactyla (Chinese pangolin) is the source of this 1771-nucleotide messenger RNA. RefSeq names its product ADP-ribosylserine hydrolase (gene ADPRS). Gene Ontology annotation, cellular component: mitochondrion; nucleus. NCBI's taxonomy places the organism in Eukaryota, Metazoa, Chordata, Mammalia, Pholidota, Manidae. The coding region runs from base 241 to 1341 and encodes 366 amino acids. The record is from RefSeq and is a predicted model, not a curated record. The transcript is spliced from 6 exons.
GCUGUUUACCGGUGUGGAGAAUGCAAGCUAAAAGAAGAGACAGGACCCAACAGAACCAGCGCUGCGGGACAGACGCGGGUCCCACGCAUUCGUGAGCUGCGGCUCCGAGCCGCUGGGCGGCGCUAUGGCCGGGGAGCGGCGCGGGGGCUCCAGGCCACCGAGAGGCGCUGUGGGGCUGGAGGGAAGCGGCGCCGUGGGGAGCGCGCUGGCCGCACCGGAAGUGGCGACUGGCCCGCGCGAAUGGCGGCGGCGGCGGCGGCAAUGACAGCGACGGCCUGCGGAGGAGCUGGGGCGGCCCGCUCCCUCUCCCGCUUCCGAGGCUGCCUGGCUGGCGCGCUGCUCGGGGACUGCGUGGGCGCCAUCUACGAGGCGCACGACACCGUCAGCCUGACGUCAGUUCUGCGUCACGUCCAGAGCCUGGAGCCCGACCUCGGCUCGCCGGGCAGCGCGCGGACAGAAGCACUGUACUACACAGACGACACAGCCAUGGCCAGGGCCCUGGUGCAGUCCCUGCUGGCCAAGGAGGCCUUCGACGAGGUGGACAUGGCUCACAGGUUUGCUCAGGAGUACAAGAAAGACCCUGACCGGGGUUACGGUGCGGGAGUCAUCACCGUCUUCCGGAAGCUCCUCAGCCCCAAGUGCCGUGAUGUCUAUGAGCCUGCCCAGGCCCAGUUUAACGGGAAGGGCUCCUACGGCAACGGCGGUGCCAUGCGGGUGGCUGGCAUCUCCCUGGCCUACAGCAGCGUCCAGGACGUGCAGAAGUUCGCCCGGCUCUCGGCCCAGCUGACUCACGCCUCCUCCCUGGGCUACAACGGUGCCAUCCUGCAGGCCCUGGCUGUGCACCUGGCUUUGCAGGGUGAGUCGUCUAGUGAGCAUUUCCUCGAGCAACUUCUGGGCCACAUGGAAGAGCUGGAGAGUGAUGCCCAGUCCAUCUCGGAUGCCAGGGAGCUGGGCAUGGAGGAGCGUCCAUACUCCAGCCGGCUAAAGAAGAUUGGAGCGCUUCUGGGGCAGGACUCAGUGACCAGAGAGGAGGUGGUGUGUGAGCUCGGGAACGGCAUUGCUGCCUUCGAAUCUGUGCCCACUGCUAUCUACUGCUUCCUACGCUGCAUGGAGCCUGACCCCGAGAUCCCCUCUGCCUUCAAUAGCCUCCAGAGAACUCUUGUCUAUUCCAUCUCACUUGGCGGGGACACAGACACCAUUGCCACCAUGGCUGGGGCCAUUGCUGGCGCCUAUUAUGGCAUGGAACAGGUGCCAGAGAGCUGGCAGCAAAGCUGUGAGGGCUACGGGGAGACAGAUAUCCUUGCCCAGAGCCUGCACCGGGUCUUCCAGAAGAGUCUGUGAGGGCCACAGCUGCUGGGGCUCUGCCCUGUCCAGCAGGACCAGCUAGAGCUCAGAUGAGGAGCCCUGAGGUUCCCUGGGCUUGGUGCCUUGCCUCCGUCCCCACGUUGUGGGUGGAGCACACUCGGGGCAGGGCCUCUGGGGCUGGGCUGCUGGCUUCCUGCAGAGCCUAGGGUACUCGUGGCGUUUCCUUUUAUUAUCUAGGACAUGGAAUUGGAGGUGGAAAUGUUCUGCAGGAGCAUCAUUUCUCCAUGUUGCAAUUCAGCCAGUUUGCCAGAAAGCCUGCCUGUGACUGGCAGGGCCCCUGGGCAGCAAGUUUAUAUGCAUCAAGGAGACAGGCACUUGACUCCAGGUACAUUCCUGGCCCUUGGCUGUCAUGGGCUCAUUAACAGCUUCCAAUGGAAGUCACAGAGCAAUAAACAUUUUCAGUAAA